AUGAGCCAGGUUCCCAUCAUCGAUUCUACUCCUCUCUUCACCUCUGAGUCCUUCACUUCUCCGGAAUGCCUCACCACGAUAUCCCAGAUCCACUCCGCGUUUUGUACGUGGGGUAUAUGCGUUCUCACAGGGACCAAUUCCAUCCCACCAGAGCUCACGAAGUCUCUAAGCACUGCCCUGAAUAAAUUCUUUGCACUAUCCUCGCAAAAGAAAGAGGCUCUUCACUUGAAAAACGGAGGAUGGGCAUGGAGAGGGUACAUGCCUUGGGGCGGAGAAGGAUCAAAGGGUAACACAGACCAAAAGGAGGGCUUUUAUGGAGGCCCAGAACUGAACCCUGAGGAAGAGCAUGAGUUGAAGGGUUUGCCGACGUAUGGGAAGAACCAGUUUCCCGAUGAAGACGUGCCUGAGAUGAGAUAUGAUGCCAUGAGCGUGGGGCUCGGUUGGGACAAGGGAGAGAUGAGGAAAAGGCUUCUCGAGCCUGAACCCAUUCAGCUUUUCCGUGCUUUCAAGUAUUCCAAACGCGAUGGAGUUGAAAGCUGUGGCAUUGGAGAGCAUUCGGACUUCGGUUUUCUCACUAUCCUUUCGCAGGACGCGCCAGGUCUCCAAGUCAUGUCCCCUUCAGGCGAAUGGACGGAUGUGCCCGUGAUUCCCAACUCCUUCGUGGUCAAUGUUGGUGACAUUCUCGAUCGUCUCACUUCCGGACUCUAUAUUGCACCACUUCACCGGGUUCUACCACCGCUGCCUGGGUCUGAACGGCUUUCCAUUCCGUUCUUCUUCGAUCCAGCCUGGACAGCUAAGAUCGAGCGUUUCCCUCUUCCUAAUGCUACUAGCAACACUGACCCUACAAAGCUUAAACGCUGGGCACAACGGUCAACUUUUGACAGCCUUCAAGGUAUCUGGGGUCAGUACCUGGGUAUAAAGGUGCAGAAGAUCUUUCCAGAUCUUAAAUUACCUGAGUUCUCUGCAGUUAGCAGACCAAGCACGAGACACCUCAUCGAAGUCAAGCAGGUGUAG
Messenger RNA from Nannizzia gypsea CBS 118893, 1014 nucleotides. Its product is annotated as 2OG-Fe(II) oxygenase. Gene Ontology annotation, molecular function: dioxygenase activity. The transcript has 3 exons. Lineage: Eukaryota; Fungi; Ascomycota; Eurotiomycetes; Onygenales; Arthrodermataceae. Bases 1 to 1014 code for a protein of 337 amino acids. The record is from RefSeq and is a predicted model, not a curated record.